Molecule: messenger RNA, 2139 nt
Organism: Lasiosphaeria miniovina
Lineage: Eukaryota; Fungi; Ascomycota; Sordariomycetes; Sordariales; Lasiosphaeriaceae
Product: ankyrin repeat-containing domain protein
Exons: 2
Coding region: 465-1697 (410 amino acids)
Molecular function (GO): protein binding
Source: RefSeq, a predicted model, not a curated record
AACGGCACUUCACUGGGCGGUGGACAAUAGGGACACUCCUCGCCAAGAAAGCCGAAAUUGACGCGAAAGAUAGCGAUGGGCACGCGGCUCUACACAGGGCCGCUCAUCACGGCGAUACGGAUAUUCUCCAGAGGUUAAUCGCGAGCGACGCCGAUGUUUCAACGACAAAUAAGAAGGGAGAGACGGCAUUGCACCUGGCAGUAGUGAAUCGUCACCUAGACAUAGCCCUGAUUCUACUUAACAACAAUAAGCUCCAACACGAGCACGAGCAGAAAGCGCUACUAUUCAUCCGAGAGCAUCCGGAUCUCGUCGCCGCCAGAGACGCGCGAUUAAUUUUUUGGGCUGCCGCGACCGGGCAUGGGAGUGUUGUCCAGCUGCUACUCGAAGAGGGUGUCGAGGUUAAUGGACAAGAUGAGAAGGGGCAGACACCGAUUUCGCGGGCUGCUGCAAACGGACAAGAGGCCAUGGCCCGAUUGCUGCUUGCCAAGGGCGCUGAAGCCAACACGAGUGAUUCUGCAGGACGGACGCCGCUGUCGUGGGCGGCUGGGAAUGGGCAAGAGAACACGGUCCGGCUGCUGCUCGACAUACCGAUGGUCAAGUCAGAAUUCAGGAAUAGCAGAUCUCAACGCACGCCACUGUGGUAUGCCGCCGAGAACGGGCAUGAAGCCGUGGUCCGGCUGCUGCUCGACCAAGGCGUCAGGAGAACCGAUGUCAUGGAUGAGAUACUGUCUCGAGCCCUGAAAGGGGGACACGAGGCCGUCGCCCGACUACUGUUUGAUGAGGGCGCCGGAUUCGACAAGGGUGGUGACGAACACGGCGGAGCGUUGUGUCAAGCUAUCGGAAAUGGGAAAGAGGGUAUUGUUCGGCUGUUGCUCGAUAAAGGCGCCGAGUUCAACAUGAAUAACGACGGUGAUGCGUUAUCGUGGGCCGUCAGACACGGGGACGAGGGUAUAAUCCAGUUGCUACUCGAUAAGAUAGGCCAGGGGGGCAAGGUCAGAUUGAAGCUGCUGUCGCUGGCCGCCGAAAUAGGACAUGAGGCCAUUGUCCAACUUUUGUUCUACGAGAACGCAGAGGCUGACAGCGACGACGACCACAGGCCGCCGCUAUCGUGGGCCGCUCAGAAUGGCCACGCAGCCGUUGUCAGGCUGUUGCUCGAUAAAGGCGUCGAAACUGAUGCCAGGAUGGGCUGCAGGCAGAGGCCAUUAUCGUAUGCGGUCAUCGAGGGGCACGAAGCCAUUGUCCGGCUGUUGCUUGAAAGAGGUGCCAACGUUAAUGCCGAGGGCUACAAUGACCGGACACCGUUAGAUUCUGCGGUCGACAAGGGGCACGAAGCCAUUGUCCGGCUGCUGCUUGAGAAAGGUGCUAAUGCUGAUACCGAGGACCCAUUAAUAACUGCUGCCACAAAAGGGCACGAAACUAUGGUCCGACUGCUGCUCGACAAAGACGUCAGAAUUGAUGCAAUGAAUUCGGAGCGUUGGACACCGCUAUCAGGGGCUGUUCAGGGAGGCCACGAGGCCAUCGUGAGACUUCUACUCGACAGAGGUGCUGAAACCGAUGUCGAAAACGAAUACGGACGGUUGCCGCUGUCUUUCGCCGCCGAGAGUGGCCACGAGGCUAUCGUCCGGCUGCUGCUCGAUCACGGAGCCGAAGUAGACAUGGCAGAAUACUACGGAGACGGAAAGGACCUGUCCGGAUAGGUCUUUAGGAAUAGGUACGGACAAACGCCAAUGUCGUAUGCCGCCAGGAACGGCCAUGCGGCCGUCGUACGGCUACUUCUCGCCAAGGGCGCCAAGGCCGACAUGGAGGGUUACUGCAAAAGAGAGAAGUACUGCUGGUCUGCAGUCGAAAAUAGGUCCGGUCGGCCGCCGCUAUCAUUAGCUGCCGCUGACGGGCACGAGAUCGUCGUCCGGCUGCUGUUGAACCACGGCAUCCAGGCCGACAUGAGGGAUUUCAAAAAGAGGACGCCGCUGCUGAUAGCCGCCGCAAACGGGCACGAAGCCGUCGUCCGGCUGCUGCUCCAAAGAAGUGCCCGCAUCGAUGCAAAGGAUCUCGAAGAACAGACGCCGCUGUCCGCGGCUGCUGAGAAUGGGCACGAAACCGUCAUCCUACUGCUACUCGAUAAAGGGGCCGAGAUCGACU